Messenger RNA from Lactuca virosa, 675 nucleotides. NCBI's taxonomy places the organism in Eukaryota, Viridiplantae, Streptophyta, Magnoliopsida, Asterales, Asteraceae. The record is from the annotation of a GenBank genome assembly.
AUGAACGUACCUCUUCAAAUCACCAUGGCCGCCGAUCAUCCGCCAGAUCCAUCAACAUCUAGCCGGAGAUCAACCACAGCAUCGCCCAAGGCUAAACUCCCAGCACCGUUUUUGUCAAAGACUUACGAUUUAUUGGAGGAAGAAGAGGAGAGAGAAGAGAAUUGCAGCGGUGGAGGGCGGAUUGUGUCAUGGAACACGGAGGGGAAUGGUUUUGUGGUGUGGUCUCCGGCGGAGUUCUCCGAGCAUAUGUUGCCACGUUACUUCAAACACAAUAACUUCUCAAGCUUCAUUCGUCAGCUCAAUACCUAUGGAUUUAAGAAAACAGCUUCAAAGAGGUGGGAAUUUCAACAUGAGAAGUUUCAAAAGGGUUGCAGACACCUUCUUAUGGAGAUGAGCAGAAAGAAAUGUGAGCCCAGUGUGUUUCCCACAUACCUGAAGCCUUCAUCAGGAGAAACCGAUCAUCAUCAUAAUCAAACACCAUCAUCAUCAUCCAUUGAAGAAGAGAGCAUGGUUUUACUCAUGGAAGAAAACAAGAACCUCAAAAAGGAGAAAAUGGAAUUGGAAAUGCAAAUACAACACUUUAAAUCCAUGGAAACGAAGCUCUUGGAUUGUGUUUCUCAUUACAUAGGUAAUAAUAACCAAUUCCAACACAAUGAUAAUAAAUUGUUACGUUGA